UUGCUACCACCUCCUCUAUCUCCAUCCGUACUGCCAUCGUCGCUGUCAGUACCAUUGUUAUCGUCAUCGCUACCAUUAACAUUAUUGCCAUUAUCACCUCCACUAUUAUUACUUUCACCAUCACUAUCUUAUUCAUCAUUAUCACCAUCGUCACCAUUAAUAUCACUACUAUCAUCAUCAUUAUUACUACCACUAUCACCAUCAUCACCACUAUCACUGCCGCAACUGCUGCCAUCACUACCGCCACUUCCACCGUCAUUUCAAUCGCCACUUUUACCGCCAUUUCCACCGCCACCUCCACCGCCACCGCCACCUCCUUCAUCUCUAUCAGCACCGCCACCGCCACCGUCAUUGCCAUCAUCACUAUUACCGCCAUCGCCAUCGCCACCACCGACGCCGCCACCGCUGCCGUUUCCAUUAUCACCAUAAG
Nylanderia fulva is the source of this 430-nucleotide messenger RNA. RefSeq lists its product as uncharacterized. The record is from RefSeq and is a predicted model, not a curated record. NCBI's taxonomy places the organism in Eukaryota, Metazoa, Arthropoda, Insecta, Hymenoptera, Formicidae.